AUGUCGGCACUUUACUUUUUCAUGAUUCUUCUCCUGUUUGGGGAAAACUCCGUCUCCCCGGCCUUGGCUGCGUCCCGGCGGGGAAAGCGCAGUUUGCUGGAGCUCGCGGGCGUUAUAAAGUGUAGCACGGGCAGAUCUGCCGUUUCCUAUGUGAUGUACGGCUGUUACUGCGGGUUGGGCGGCCGUGGAUGGCCCAAAGACAGUGCCGACUGGUGUUGUCAUAGACAUGAUUGUUGCUAUGGGAAGGUGGAGACUCUGGGCUGCCAAUCAAAAACAGACCAGUAUCAGUGGGCAUGUAAGGAACAUGCUGCUGAUUGUGACUCUCUCAGUGAUAAGUGUGAGAGGAUGCUGUGUCUUUGUGACAGAGAGGCAGCCGGGUGUCUGGGCAGAGUUUCAUACAAUCCCAAAUAUUGCGUCUGGCCUGAUUUCCUCUGUGGAGAAGAGCAGCCUCCCUGUGCUAUGUCCUGA
This is a messenger RNA of Chanos chanos (milkfish), 468 nucleotides long. RefSeq names its product phospholipase A2-like. Bases 1 to 468 code for a protein of 155 amino acids. Gene Ontology annotation, molecular function: phospholipid binding; calcium ion binding. NCBI's taxonomy places the organism in Eukaryota, Metazoa, Chordata, Actinopteri, Gonorynchiformes, Chanidae. Gene Ontology annotation, biological process: phospholipid metabolic process; arachidonate secretion; lipid catabolic process. The transcript is spliced from 4 exons. The record is from RefSeq and is a predicted model, not a curated record.